Hydatigera taeniaeformis is the source of this 975-nucleotide messenger RNA. The record is from the annotation of a GenBank genome assembly. NCBI's taxonomy places the organism in Eukaryota, Metazoa, Platyhelminthes, Cestoda, Cyclophyllidea, Taeniidae.
AUGCCUUCCACUCUGGAUUUGCUAAAGCAAAAUACUGUCGUUGUGGCCGACACAGGGGAUUUUGAGAGUAUACAAAAGUUCCUUCCAACUGAUGCCACAACAAAUCCAUCCCUCAUACUCGCGGCUUCCAAAAUGCCUAAAUAUUUGAGAAUUAUUGAAGAAGCAGUUCAGAUAGCCAGGAAGAAGUCGAGUUCUCUGGAAGAGCAAAUUGAAAUUGCAUGCGACUACACUUUUGUAUUGUUUGGUGAAGAAAUAUUAAAAAUUAUUCCUGGGCGUGUGUCUACGGAGGUUGACGCCAGGCUCUCUUUUAAUAAAGAUAAGCAAGUCGAGAGGGCUCUUAGGUUGAUCGCUCUCUACGCCGAGAAAGGAAUACCUAAAGAACGCAUACUCAUUAAAUUAAGUUCAACAUGGGAAGGCAUACAGGCAGCCAAGGAACUUGAGUCGAAACAUGGCGUGCACUGCAACCUUACUCUUCUCUUCUCCUUCGCUCAGGCCGUUGCAUGUGCGGAGGCUAAUGUGACGCUCAUCUCCCCAUUUGUUGGUCGCAUUUAUGACUGGUAUGUAGCGAAAAAAGGUCAAACGGAGUUCACUAGACUCAAUGACCCAGGUGUCCUCUCAGUGACACAAAUUUACAACUACUACAAGAAGUUUGGUUACAAAACCGAGAUUAUGGGUGCCUCUUUCCGCAAUGUGGAUCAGAUACUUGGUCUUGUUGGUUGCGAUCUCUUGACUAUCUCACCUAGCCUUCUUCAAUCCCUUGCGUCCAUGGACGAAGAGGUUAUCGUGGCCCUCGACGCUAAAUUAGCUUCCUCGCGAUGCAAAUACGAGUCUCCUUUACACUUAAAUGAGGCUGCUUUCCGUUGGUCCAUGAAUGAGGAUGAGAUGGCUAGCGAUAAACUUUCUGAAGGCAUUCGCCGAUUUGCUGCGGACUCGCGGACUUUGGAAGGUCUACUGAGAGCACGUCUCACUGGUUGA